This is a messenger RNA of Canariomyces notabilis, 414 nucleotides long. RefSeq names its product DUF636-domain-containing protein. NCBI's taxonomy places the organism in Eukaryota, Fungi, Ascomycota, Sordariomycetes, Sordariales, Chaetomiaceae. The coding region runs from base 1 to 414 and encodes 137 amino acids. Gene Ontology annotation, molecular function: carbon-sulfur lyase activity. The transcript has 3 exons. The record is from RefSeq and is a predicted model, not a curated record.
AUGUCCAUCCACAUGCAAGGACGCUGUGUAUGCAACAAGCUGCAAUAUUCGCUAGACCUAGACUCGCCAGAGGACGCUAGGGCAACACUGUGCCAUUGCUACAGCUGCCGCCGCGCAUUCGGCACAAAUUACGGCCUGACUGCUAAAGUUCCUAUCCAGGCUUUCCGAUAUGAAAGCGGAACACCAAAGAAGUACAAACAGGAGAAUGGUGUGACGAGGGAGUUCUGCGACAAUUGUGGCGCCUAUGUCUGCGAGUAUGGGGAAGCUGCUGCAGACAAGUUCCGCUACAUUAUGUGGGGCUCGUUGGACGACCCUUCUUUGGUCAAGCCGAAGGGCGAGUUCUUUUGCAAGAGCCGGCCAGAUUGGAUGCCCGAGAUCCCAGGCCUAUUUCACAAGAAAGAAAUCAAAGAGUGA